Molecule: messenger RNA, 1851 nt
Organism: Lentinula edodes (shiitake mushroom)
Lineage: Eukaryota; Fungi; Basidiomycota; Agaricomycetes; Agaricales; Omphalotaceae
Product: alcohol oxidase
Exons: 12
Coding region: 1-1851 (616 amino acids)
Molecular function (GO): flavin adenine dinucleotide binding; oxidoreductase activity, acting on CH-OH group of donors
Source: RefSeq, a predicted model, not a curated record
AUGGGGUCUUUAUCAAAGUUACUCACUAUACUCCUUGGCUUUGUCUUUGUUCAGGCCACUGUCAUUACUAACGACACCUCCAAUAUCGUCAGCUCGUCGUUCGAGUUCAUUAUCGUGGGCGGAGGGACAACUGGGUUAGCUAUUGCCAAUCGCCUUGCGGUGAACCACUCUGUUUUGGUGGUAGAACGAGGCCCAGACUUGGUCAAUGACGAGAUAGUAAACAAUCCAUACAUGUUUGCGGCUGGAACGCCAUCUCCAUGUCGAUUCUCGAUGAGCUCAACCCCACAAGUUGGCUUUCGUGGUACCCGUCGAUCCCUACCCUUAUUCUAUGGGAGCUGCCUUGGCGGAAGCUCUUCCAUCAACGGUAUGAUGGGGGCACGACCAACAUUUGCUAGUAUGAACGCAAUACAGGCACUUGGGAAUCCAGGAUGGGGUUGGAAUGAUUUUUUACCAUACAUGCAAAAAUCAGAGAGCUUCACUCCCCCCAACCCUUGGCAAAUGGAGAAAGGUGCAAACUACAUUGCUGCCGUUCAUGGAUACGAUGGUCCCGUUGGAGUCUCCUUUGCCCGCCCUCUCAAUGCCCCUGUGCUGCAAAGCAUUGCGAAGAACACGACCCAAACUGUUUUCGACGGAGAAGUAACAUUAAGUCCCGACAUGGGUGAUGGGUUUUCUGGAGGACACGUAUCGAGUUUUUAUUAUCAGAUUCAUUUCAACAAAACCUUGCAUUCCGACCGAAGAUCCUCUUCCGCUUGGUCCUACCUAUAUCCUCAAGCACAACAGCGUGCGAACCUCACGGUGCUCACAGGGCAUCGCGUAAACUCUGUACUGACGUCUGUGAGUGUGAGCGGUAACGUCACUGCCACUGGAGUUCUCGUAGAGCCGAGUGUAGGGGGCCGAAUAACCUUGUUCAAUGCCUCAAGGGAGGUCAUCAUUAGUGCCGGAGCACUUCAGUCUCCUGCCAUCCUACAGCGCAGCGGCAUUGGUAACGCCAUGGCUCUUCGAAACCUCCAAAUUGAACUGGUAAUGGAUCUCCCAGGUGUGGGAGCGAACUUACAGGACCAUGUUGGCCUAUACAACGCAUCUUUUCCUCUGGCACCUUCUGCAAAUACUACAACUAUCACUUCUUGGCCUAACAUACUUCCGGGAAUUGUAGUUACCCAUCCUACCACUCGAAACACUUUGGGACUGCAGGAUUCCAACGCCAUGGACAUCCUCUUACGAGGAAUCUCAACCGAAUAUACUGUCUCCGUCGGUGGAGUCGUAAAUUCAGAGUCCCUGGCGAGGCAAGCCGUUGUUAUAGCUGAGGCAUAUCAGAUUGACCAUCCUUUCAUAGAGCUCUUCUUCACGCCUGGCUCUGUAUCCCUUGCGGUUGCAGCCCAUACUAUCCUUCCGCUUUCUCGUGGAUCCAUCCACAUCAACACCACCGAUCCAUCCGCCGAUCCGAUAGCUGACAUGCAAUACCUCACAUCCGAGGUUGACAUCCGCGCUGCUGUUGCUGCCGCACGUAGAAUAUCUCUCAUUGCGGUAACACCUCCAUUCAGCGAUUUAAUCACUGAGGAUGCACUGCAUCAGUCGGGUGUCCCACUAGUAAAUGCAACUGAAGAGGAAGUGCGAAAGUGGGUCCUUGACACAUAUGUCUCUGACAUUCACUUUUUUGGGAGUAACUCGAUGAUGCCAAAGGAGCUAGGCGGUGUCGUUUCUCCUCAGCUCUUGGUUUACGGAACGACAAAUCUCCGGAUAGCUGAUGCCUCUAUCCUUCCAUUAAGUGUGUUUCCGCAUCCGACUUUAGGUUUGUAUGGAGUGGCGGAGAAGGCGGCGAGUAUGAUUUUGCAAGCAGCUGCCAUGAGAUGA